GUAUGUGCUAUCGAAGGUUGAAGAAGAUCUCACUCCUUUCGUGAGCUCAAACUCAAUUCUCACUCGCGUCUCCUUUGCAUGAGAUCUGACACGAAUUCCUCAUGAAUCUUCCAAAGAUGGAAUCUUGUGACCAAUUUGGGUUGUGGGUCUUGGUUUUCUGCUUGAUAUUUCAAAUUCAAUCCGGUUAUGGGUUCUACCUUCCGGGGAGUUAUCCCCACAAGCAUGAUGUAACGGAUGAGUUGUGGGUGAAGGUGAAUUCCCUUACUUCCAUUGACACAGAGAUGCCCUUUAGCUAUUACAGUUUACCUUUUUGCAAGCCUGAGGGUGGUGUCAAGGACAGUGCUGAGAAUCUCGGGGAGCUUCUCAUGGGGGAUAGGAUAGAGAAUUCACCUUACAGGUUUAGGAUGUACACCAAUGAGUCUGAGAUGUUCUUGUGCCGGGUCGAAUCGUUGUCCGGGGAUCAGUUCAAGAUCUUGAAGGAGAGGAUUGAUGAGAUGUAUCAGGUUAAUUUGAUACUUGAUAAUUUACCUGCUAUUAGGUUCACUCAGAAAGAGGGGUACUUUUUAAGAUGGACAGGGUACCCUGUUGGUAUUAAGAUUCAGGAUGUGUAUUAUCUGUUUAACCAUCUCAAGUUCAAUGUUCUCAUCCAUAAGUAUGAGGAGACCAAUGUGGCUCGUGUUAUGGGGACCGGUGAUGGUGCAGAAGUGAUCCCAAUUGGCAAGGAGGGAUCUUCUGAUAAGCCUGGAUACAUGGUUGUUGGGUUUGAGGUUGUUCCUUGCAGUAUUAUGCAUAAUGCUGAUUCUGUGAAAAAUUUGAAGAUGUAUGACAAAUAUCCAUCACCGAUCAAAUGCGAUCCGUCCACUGUGGCAAUGCCUAUCAAAGAAGGGCAGCCGGUUGUUUUCACCUAUGAGGUCACCUUUGAGGAGAGUGACAUCAAAUGGCCAUCUAGAUGGGAUGCAUACUUAAAGAUGGAGGGAGCUAAAGUACAUUGGUUCUCUAUCCUUAAUUCACUUAUGGUAAUCACUUUUCUCGCUGGUAUUGUUCUUGUGAUCUUCCUGAGGACUGUUAGGAGGGAUCUGACCCGUUAUGAGGAGCUUGAUAAGGAGGCUCAAGCACAGAUGAAUGAAGAGUUAUCUGGUUGGAAGCUUGUUGUAGGAGAUGUUUUCCGCGCUCCAUCGAAUCCUGCUUUGUUGUGUGUAAUGGUUGGGGAUGGGGUUCAGAUUCUUGGGAUGUCUGUUGUUACAAUAUUGUUUGCUGCACUUGGAUUCAUGUCACCAGCCUCUCGCGGAACACUUAUCACAGGCAUGCUGUUUUUCUAUAUGAUACUUGGUAUUGCUGCUGGUUAUGUUGCUGUUCGGUUAUGGAGGACAAUUGGUUGUGGUGAUCAGAAGGGUUGGGUUUCGGUCGCGUGGAAGGCUGCAUGUUUCUUUCCCGGCAUUUCCUUUUUGAUCCUUACAACCUUGAACUUCCUAUUGUGGGGAAGCCACAGCACAGGAGCCAUUCCAUUUUCGCUCUUUGUAAUACUAAUAUUGCUUUGGUUCUGCAUUUCAGUACCUCUUACCCUUGUUGGUGGUUGCUUUGGAGCUAAGGCACCUCACAUUGAGUAUCCAGUUCGAACCAAUCAAAUUCCGCGAGAAAUUCCCCACCAGAAGUACCCAUCAUGGCUGUUAGUUCUGGGUGCUGGCACACUUCCAUUUGGUACCCUUUUCAUUGAGCUCUUCUUUAUCAUGUCCAGCAUUUGGAUGGGUCGUGUUUACUACGUCUUUGGGUUUCUCUUCAUUGUUUUGAUCCUUCUUGUGGUGGUUUGUGCCGAGGUAUCUCUAGUUCUAACCUACAUGCACCUUUGUGUGGAGGAUUGGAAAUGGUGGUGGAAAUCUUUCUUUGCCUCAGGUUCUGUUGCCAUAUACAUCUUUUUGUACUCCAUAAACUAUCUUGUAUUUGAUCUCAAGAGUUUGAGUGGUCCUGUAUCUGCAACUCUUUACUUGGGAUACUCACUCUUCAUGGUUCUAGCGAUCAUGCUGUCUACUGGUACAGUUGGGUUCCUCUCUUCAUUCUGGUUCGUGCAUUACUUGUUCUCUUCUGUCAAGUUGGAUUGAAGACUUGAUACAGCUAAAAAAUUAGCUCUACAGGGAACAGUUUUUAUCAAGAGGAAAUGUUCAAUAUAUAUCUUAGUAUAUUUCAGUUUAUUAUGUUAGGGAACGUAGUAAAUUUUAUUACAUAGAUUUUGUCCAGUUUUACUCAACUCAUUGUGAGAUAUAAAUUCGUUGCAUGUUAUAAUUAAUAAUUGAUACUAAGUUUCU
Messenger RNA from Gastrolobium bilobum, 2300 nucleotides. RefSeq names its product transmembrane 9 superfamily member 11-like. Gene Ontology annotation, biological process: protein localization to membrane. The record is from RefSeq and is a predicted model, not a curated record. The transcript has 2 exons. Gene Ontology annotation, cellular component: membrane. The coding region runs from base 102 to 2096 and encodes 664 amino acids. NCBI's taxonomy places the organism in Eukaryota, Viridiplantae, Streptophyta, Magnoliopsida, Fabales, Fabaceae.